Messenger RNA from Apus apus (common swift), 2419 nucleotides. It is a transcript of the gene GHITM, whose product is annotated as growth hormone inducible transmembrane protein. Bases 287 to 1327 code for a protein of 346 amino acids. The transcript has 9 exons. The record is from RefSeq and is a predicted model, not a curated record. NCBI's taxonomy places the organism in Eukaryota, Metazoa, Chordata, Aves, Apodiformes, Apodidae. Gene Ontology annotation, cellular component: mitochondrial inner membrane.
GUUAAUAUGUUGGAACGUUGAUGGUGUUCUGCUUUUCUUUUAAUCCUCUUUCGUCGUUCAUCUUUACUGAGCUAAUGCUUGAAGUUCUCCUUCAAAAUCAGUUUGAAAAAGAAUAAAAUGCUAGAGUUGUCACUGUAAGUCCCUGUAAACUGUAUCACCCGAGUGGAAGAGCGGCGUUUCGUGGAGGAAACGGGACGUCCCUGGAAGUACUUCCACUUAUGAAAGCAGGAUUUCCUGACUGAGCUUCAAAGCAAAGAACACAGUGUACUAAACUAUCUAAGCAACCAUGCUGGCUGCAAGGCUAGUAUGCCUGAGGGCAUUAUCAUGCCAGACCAUCCGCCCCACCCUUGCUCAGGCUUCCCCAGCUUUGAGGAACUCCAAUAUAAAAGCAUACAGGCUGUGGCAGCCUAAUCAGCGUUAUGCCACCAGAGUAAGAACCGGUGUGAGGCGUGGAAAAAUUGGCCAGGAAAUUAAAGAAGCAGCAUUUGAGCCAUCUGCAGAAACAGCACUUAAAGCUGAUCGCCUGGGGAAGUUUAUUGUUGCUGGAGGGGCUGCUGUUGGCCUGGGGGCCCUCUGUUACUAUGGAAUGGGCAUGUCCAGUGAGAUUGGAGCUAUCGAAAAAGCUGUUAUUUGGCCACAGUACGUGAAAGACAGAAUUCACUCCACUUACAUGUACUUUGCGGGAAGCAUUGGCCUGACAGCACUGUCUGCUGUGGCAGUCAGUAGGACCCCGGCACUCAUGAGCCUUAUGACUAGAGGCUCCUGGCUGGCAAUAGGUGCAACUUUUGCAGCCAUGAUUGGUGCUGGAAUGCUGGUCAGGUCCAUAUCCUAUGAAGACAGUCCAGGAGCAAAACACUUGGCUUGGAUGUUGCAUUCCGGUGUCAUGGGUGCGGUGGUGGCUCCUCUAACCUUCUUGGGUGGCCCUUUGCUGAUCAGAGCUGCCUGGUAUACUGCUGGCAUCGUCGGAGGGCUCUCAACUGUGGCCAUGUGUGCUCCAAGUGAAAAAUUUCUGAACAUGGGAGGACCACUUGGAAUAGGCCUAGGCUUCGUUCUUGCCUCUUCAAUUGGAUCCAUGUUCUUGCCUCCUACUUCUGCUUUUGGUGCUGGCUUGUAUUCAGUAGCUGUCUAUGGUGGAUUGGUGCUCUUUGGCAUGUUCCUGCUCUACGAUACGCAGCACGUUAUCAAGCGUGCGGAAACUCUGCCCUAUUAUGGAGUGACCAAAUACGAUCCCAUCAACGCGUGCAUGGGUAUCUAUACAGAUACACUGAACAUCUUCAUUCGGGUGGCCACCAUGCUUGCAGGUGGUGGAGGUGGCAGGAGAAAAUAAACCAAGACUCUUCUUUGCAGCUGUCUGACAACCUACCUAGUGCACAUACUAAAUAAAAAUUCAUGGUUACAAGGAGUAUACUGCAAGUCAGAAGUUUAAAUAAUUUCAGUAUAUUGUUUCAGUGCAAUGUGAUUCAGACUUAAUAGUUUUCUUCAAACACUUUCCAGCUUUGUGUUUAAAGUGGUGCGAACUGCUUCUAAUUGUACAUUACUUGGGAAAAGUAAAUUAUUUUUAAUAUCUGAAUAAAAUAGUCUAUCUGCUUUUUAAGGGGUUUGACAGCAGUUCAACUCUUUUUUUUUUUCUGUUACUGCAUAGUAUAAGAAGUAAUUUCUAAACUGAUAUCCCAGAUACAGAUAGGGACACGAGCUACUUCAUUGAAAUGCAGUUUCAGUUCAGAUUGCAUAAAGAAUCACUUCGUGGUACAUGAAGAAGAGCUGAAAAAACUAAAUACAGCACUAAACGCAGUAAGGACUUCUACAUGGUCAGAAAUUUCAGAAAGUUUUAAGCAAUUGCCAGAAAUGUGUUGGAUUUGACAGGUGAGGUGACCAAAAUGUGUAAAUGAGAAAAGAUAAGGAAACUGUGGUAUUUUUCCCAUAUGAACUUCAGUCACUUUCUGGAGUGCAUACAAGAACUCUUUGCAUUAAAAUGUUGAUAGACUGUAAUAGCUAGGUUGUUUCCAUACUAGAUCCAUCAAACUAUUGAAUAGCAAUAGAGGUUUGUCUUUCUUCCAGAGACUAAAUUUCAGUGUUGCAGAUGAAACCCAGUCCUUCAGUUUGCACAGAAAGAGGGUAUUGAGAGUGGCCCAAGUAUCAUAGAUCUACCAUACUGUGGUAUGCUUGAGUCUGUUUAUAACUCUUCUCCAAAUUGGUGUGUUGAGUUUGGUCUAAAAGAAAUGUACCCAAUCAGUAAAAUUGGUACAACAUUAAGAAAUUUGUACUUAACAAACUCUAUUGCUAUAUGCUGGAAUAAGAGGUGAGUUUUAGGGCACAAUGAAGAUUUUGAGCUAAUGUCAACAACUCAGAUUUCCAGUUUCUGGUAAAUAUGCUAUGUUUAUGUAUUGUCUUCUGGAACAAUAAAAUUCUAGCCUCAGAA